AGAAGAAGCAGAAGAAGAAGAAGAAAAGCCGGAAGCAUUUCUAAGUGACGCCUGGCUCACUUCCGUUUGUCAUUUAAUGACAGUUUCACGAUUGUGUGUCUUCUCUUCUCUUUUAACGUUGCUGAGCUGAAUUUAGUCGCCAUACAUCAUGACGCUUUUUCACUUCGGAAACUGCUUUGCCCUGGCCUAUUUUCCCUACUUUAUAACAUACAAGUGCAGUGGCCUCUCAGAGUACAAUGCCUUCUGGAGAUGCGUCCAGGCUGGUGCAACAUACCUUUUUGUCCAGCUCUGCAAGAUGCUUUUCCUCGCUACAUUUUUUCCCACUUGGGAAGGAGGAGCAGGAGUUUAUGACUUUGUAGGGGAAUUCAUGAAAGCCACAGUGGACCUGGCAGACCUGUUGGGCCUCCACCUUGUGAUGUCUCGUAAUGCUGGUAAAGGAGAGUACAAGAUCAUGGUAGCUGCCAUGGGCUGGGCAACAGCUGAACUUGUGAUGUCCAGGUGUAUUCCUCUGUGGGUUGGAGCAAGAGGGAUUGAAUUCGACUGGAAGUACAUCCAGAUGAGCUUUGACGCUAACAUUAGUUUGGUUCAUUACAUUGCUAUGGCAUCGGUGGUGUGGAUGUUCACCCGAUAUGACCUCCCUAAGAGCUUCAGGCUGCCUGUUACCGUUCUGCUGGUUCUGUGUGUCUAUAAGUCCUUCUUAAUGGAGUUGUUUGUCCACGUCUUCCUGCUGGGCAGCUGGACAGUGUUACUGGUGAAAGCUGUGCUGACUGGUGCCAUCUCUCUCUGCUCACUCUUCCUGUUUGUCACUCUGGUUCACAGCAACUAAGCAAACGUCAGCAUCAGGGAUAGGCCUUCAAUGGCCCCUGGAUAAGGGGUGUUUGUGUGGCCUUUGUCACCAUACACCUCUAAAGAUUAUUGUCAGUGGGUAGCGGAGUGAUCUAACUGGCACAAAUCACCAACUGGUUUUCUUACCAGUUUGUUGUGUUCAGUGCGAAUGGACCAGUGAUAGAAAAAUGUGCUCAAGAGAUCAUUUUGUUCAAUUUCACUCCAUCAGUUGAAGGUGCAGAAUAAACUGUGACAUCAGAAGGUUUCUGUACUGUGAUUGGUCAACAUGAGCUGCUUUGGUUUUAUAAAAUGUGAUUUUACAUCAGAGUAACUACAAAUGAAUUAAUACUUUAUAGGAAAAAAUCUUUUCUAUGUUUUCCAGUGAGUGAGGAUAAAUGCAUUUAUCAUAUAGUGAAGUAGAUUUUUAAUUAAUUAAGUCACUGCUCCUAGACAGUUAACUCUGUAGCCAUAAAUUUGUCCAUUUAUUUAUAUUCAAAUAAAUGUUUUUAAACACAACUGCUAAUUUUCUUUUAACACAUGAAAAGAAGUCUAUCACUAAUCUGGAUUUCUGUGGUUUCUUUGUAAUGAAAUGAUUGUCUUAU
Molecule: messenger RNA, 1427 nt
Organism: Melanotaenia boesemani (Boeseman's rainbowfish)
Lineage: Eukaryota; Metazoa; Chordata; Actinopteri; Atheriniformes; Melanotaeniidae
Gene: tmem147
Product: transmembrane protein 147
Exons: 8
Coding region: 149-826 (225 amino acids)
Source: RefSeq, a predicted model, not a curated record